AUGAAGGUCUCCACGGUCCUCGCAUUCGCUGCUGGCGCUCUCGCUAUGCCUACUGAGAAACAAUGGGACAACAGGAACUUUGCCAUUACCGACGAUUACCUCUUCAAGCUGACCCUACCUGAAUUUUCAGCCAAGCGCGAGGCCAAGGACCCUGCCUCUCUGAUCUGGACCAGCGAUGGCUGCACUGCUGCCCCGGCCAAUCCCUUCAACUUCGACUUUACGCCCGCCUGCCAACGUCAUGACUUUGGCUACGCAAACUACCGAGGACAGAGCCGCUUCGACCCACGUGAAGAAAAAAAGAUUGACGAACAAUUAUUAGUCGAGUAA
Messenger RNA from Clonostachys solani, 327 nucleotides. Lineage: Eukaryota; Fungi; Ascomycota; Sordariomycetes; Hypocreales; Bionectriaceae. The record is from the annotation of a GenBank genome assembly.